AUGCAUUCCAAGCUUCUCCUUCUACUUGCCUCCGUGCCCUCUCUGCUGGCCACCCCCUCGCCGGUCAAGCGUGAUGCCGGAUUCCCCAGUGGCCAGCCGAUUGAUGGCAAAGGCAAGGGAGCUCCUAUCCUUGGUGGUACCAACCACGCUAUCGACCUUCAGAACCCCGAUAACCUCGGUGCGCAGUCCGUCGACCACGGCGCCGUCCCCAACUUGAAAUGGAGUUUCUCCGACUCAAAGACCAACAUUUUCCCUGGUGGCUGGACUCGAGAACAGGUCGUUACGGACUUGCCUCAGAGUCACGACAUCGCCGGUGCCCAACAGCAUCUGAUCAAGGGCGCCAUCCGAGAGCUCCACUGGCACCGAGUGGCCGAAUGGGGUUUUGUCUAUGAGGGGUCUCUUCUUCUGUCUGCUGUUGACGAGAACGGCAGCUGGACAACAGAGAUCCUGCAGACCGGCGAUAUCUGGUACUUCCCCAAGGGUGUUGCCCACAACGUCCAAGGCUUGGAUGACCAGAACGAAUACCUCCUUGUCUUCGACGACGGUGACUUUGAGAAGAUCGGCACCACCUUCAUGGUUGACGACUGGGUGAAGCACGUUCCUCGCGACAUCCUGGCCAAGAACUUCAACGUCAGCGAGUCCGUCUUCGAGAACGUCCCUGAUACGUUCCCCUACAUCCUCAACGGCACUGUCCCCAAGGAAGCACAGACCGCUCCCCAGGGAACUCUCAAGGGCAACGCCUCGUACGUGUACCACACCUACGACCACCCUUCAGAGCCUGUCCCCGGACACGCUGGUACUUUCCGUCGCAUCGACUCUACCAACUUCCCCAUCUCCAAGACCAUCGCUGCCACUAUCGUCGAGCUUGAGCCCAAGGGUCUCCGUGAGCUGCACUGGCACCCUAACGCUGAGGAAUGGCUCUACUUCCACAAGGGCACUGGUCGCGCCAGUGUCUUCAUUGGCGACUCCAAGUCCCGCACCUUUGACUUCUCCGCUGGUGACACUGCCGUCUUCCCUGACAACUCUGGACACUACAUCGAGAACACCUCCGACACCGAAAAGCUCGUGUGGCUGGAAUUCUACAAGAGCGACCGCGUCGCCGAUAUCUCUCUGGCGCAGUGGCUUGCCCUUACUCCCCCCGAGACCGUUGCCAACGUGCUCAAGAUCGACAUCAAGUUCGUCGAGCAGAUCAAGAAGCAGAAGCAGGUUCUUGUCAAGGGCAACUAG
Molecule: messenger RNA, 1227 nt
Organism: Aspergillus puulaauensis
Lineage: Eukaryota; Fungi; Ascomycota; Eurotiomycetes; Eurotiales; Aspergillaceae
Exons: 6
Coding region: 1-1227 (408 amino acids)
Biological process (GO): oxalate metabolic process
Cellular component (GO): cell wall
Source: RefSeq, a predicted model, not a curated record